AUGCACCGAGGCGCACCAGGACCGGGCCUCAGAGGCCUGAAGGGGGCCGAAGGCUCAGCUGAGGACUUGGGGGACUCUUGCCUGGAGGCCGGGAGAGAUUUUGGGGUGCUGAGAGAGAACGGCGCCCCCCGCGGCCUGGGCGAGGCAGACGAGGUGGCGAGCGGCAGAAAGCGCGCGCGGCCGGUGCGAUCCAAGGCGCGGCGCAUGGCGGCCAACGUGCGGGAGCGCAAGCGCAUCCUGGACUACAACGAGGCUUUCAACGCGCUGCGCCGGGCGCUGCGGCACGACCUGGGCGGCAAGAGGCUCUCCAAGAUCGCCACGCUGCGCAGGGCCAUCCACCGCAUCACGGCGCUCUCCCUCCUCGCGCGCUGGGACGCCGCCGGUCCCUUUGCGCCGCGCUGCGCCUCGUGCUCCCCGCACACGCUCCUGGGACGGCCCAGGGCGGUGGCCGAGGCGCAGGGCUUGGCCCAGGCCUUCGCGGGAAACUGGCGCCGGUGUCCGGGGGCUCCCUCUGCCUGGCCGCGGGACCACUUGUGA
Molecule: messenger RNA, 537 nt
Organism: Ceratotherium simum simum (southern white rhinoceros)
Lineage: Eukaryota; Metazoa; Chordata; Mammalia; Perissodactyla; Rhinocerotidae
Source: RefSeq, a predicted model, not a curated record